UCGUUCUAAUUUUUUUCUUAUUUUCUUAGUAGUCUUAUAGUAGUCUUAGAUUUUGCAUUUUGAUGAGCCUCGUUUUGAGGAAUUCAUGGAAUAAUCCAUUUUCAUGGAAUAAUGAAUUAAGGAUAUGAGUCUACCGCUUACAAGAAAAGAUCUCAUGAUAGUCAAUAUGGGCCCUCAACACCCAUCAAUGCAUGGUGUUCUUCGACUGAUCGUUACUCUCGAUGGUGAGGAUGUUAUUGAUUGUGAACCCAUAUUAGGCUAUUUACACAGAGGAAUGGAAAAAAUCGCGGAAAACAGAACUAUUAUACAAUACUUACCUUAUGUAACACGAUCUAACAGUUCAAGUACAGUUGAUAUAGUUGAAGCACAGUCUAAAUAUGGGUUUUUUGGAUGGAAUAUUUGGCGCCAGCCUAUAGGUUUUCUGGUUUUUCUAAUUUCUUCUUUGGCAGAAUGUGAAAGAUUACCCUUUGAUUUACCAGAAGCGGAGGAAGAAUUAGUAGCAGGUUAUCAAACCGAAUAUUCCGGUAUAAAAUAUGCUUUAUUUUAUCUUGUUUCUUACCUAAAUUUAUUAGUUUCCUCUUUAUUUGUAACAGUUCUCUACUUAGGUGGGUGGGAUUUAUCUAUUCCCUAUAUAUCCUUUUUUGAUUUUUUCAAAAUGAAUAACGCAGUUGGAAUUUUGGAAAUAACAAUGGGUAUCUUUAUUACAUUAACUAAAGCUUAUUUAUUUCUCUUCAUUUCUAUCACAAUAAGAUGGACUUUACCCAGGAUGAGAAUGGAUCAGUUAUUAAAUCUUGGAUGGAAAUUUCUUUUACCUAUUUCCUUGGGCAAUCUCUUAUUAACAACUUCUUUCCAACUUGUUUCACUAUAAAGAAAAUAAUACAAUAACAGUAAGAAUAUUUUCAACACAAAGGCUCUGUCAAACAAGAGAAAGAAACAUAUCUUUUUCAUAGAUAUAGAAUGAAUAUGUUCCCCAUGAUAACUGGGUUCAUGAGUUAUGGUCAACAAACAAUACGUGCUACAAGGUACAUUGGUCAAAGUUUCAUAACUACCUUAUCCCACACAAAUCGUUUACCUAUAACGAUUCAUUACCCUUAUGAAAAAUCAAUUACACCGGAACGUUUCCGGGGGCGAAUCCACUUUGAAUUUGAUAAAUGUAUUGCUUGUGAAGUAUGUGUUCGGGUAUGUCCGAUAGAUCUACCCCUUGUGGAUUGGAGAUUUAAAAAGGAUAUUAAAAGGAAACAGUUGCUUAAUUAUAGUAUUGAUUUCGGAGUUUGUAUAUUUUGUGGCAAUUGUGUUGAGUACUGUCCGACAAACUGUUUAUCAAUGACUGAAGAAUAUGAACUUUCUACUUAUGAUCGUCAUGAAUUGAAUUACAAUCAAAUUGCUUUAAGCCGGUUACCCAUCUCCAUAAUGGAAGAUUACACAAUUCAAACAAUUAGGAAUUCGACUGAAAAUAAAAUAGACGAAGAGAAAUCGUCGAAUUCAAGAACUAUUACUGAUUACUAAACUCAUAUUUUUUUUUGUUAUAAAAAUAUCCUAAUCCCUUUUUACUUCCUGGAAUCCUUUAGUUUUAGUCAGUUCAUGAAAAAUUUUAUACUAUUUUAAUUUCUUUUUAUCCAUAAUGGAUUUACCUGGACCAAUACAUGAGAUUCUUAUGCUAUUUGGGGGCUUUGUUCUUCUACUAGGAGGUCUAGGAGUAGUAUUACUUACCAACCCCAUUUAUUCUGCCUUUUCGUUGGGAUUAGUUCUUGUUUGUAUAUCCUUAUUCUAUUUUUUAUUAAAUUCCUACUUUGUAGCUGUGGCACAACUUCUUAUUUAUGUGGGAGCCAUAAAUGUCUUGAUCAUAUUCGCUGUCAUGUUCGUAAAUGGCUCAGAAUGGUCUAAAGAUAAGAAUUAUUGGACUAUUGGAGAUGGGUUUACUUCAAUCGUUUGUAUAACUAUUGUUUUUUCACUAAUGACUACUAUCCCAGAUACAUCAUGGUAUGGAAUUCUUUGGACGACAAGAUCAAACCAAAUAGUAGAACAGGGUCUCAUAAAUAAUGUUCAACAAAUUGGGAUUCAUUUAGCAACCGAUUUUUAUCUUCCGUUUGAACUCAUUUCCAUAAUUCUUCUAGUUUCUUUAAUAGGUGCAAUUACUAUGGCUCGGCAAUAAGAAAACUUAGAAAGAGUAAAAAUUAUAAGAAUUGCAAAUCUAAAAUAAAUAACUAAAGAAUCACAAUUUUGAUUUAGUAAAAACCAUCUACCGCCAACAAAUAACUUCUUUCUUUUCUCUUUUGUUGUGUAAUUGUUCUAUUGUAAUUAAUUAAAUCGGUUCAAUUCUUGUCCUCAUAUUGAAAUGAAUCGGGAUUGAUAAGGAGUUAAUUAAUGAUGUUUGAGCUUGUACUUUUUUUGAGUGUCUAUUUAUUUUCGAUUGGUAUCUAUGGAUUGAUCACAAGCCGAAACAUGGUUAGAGCUCUAAUAUGUCUUGAACUUAUACUUAAUUCAAUUAAUCUAAAUCUCGUAACAUUUUCUGAUCUAUUUGAUAGUCGCCAAUUAAAAGGAGACAUUUUCGCAAUUUUUGUGAUAGCCCUUGCGGCUGCUGAGGCCGCUAUUGGACUAUCCAUUCUUUCUUCUAUCCAUCGUAAUAGGAAAUCGACUCGUAUCAAUCAAUCUAAUUUAUUGAAUAAUUAGACUAUGGAAUAAUUGGACUUUUUAAUUAAGUAGACAUACAAUCCUCUAAACAAAGGCGCACAUAUAACAAUAUGGAAUAUUAAGAUGAAUAGAAAUCAAUACUAUACUAUACUA
Messenger RNA from Lolium rigidum, 2784 nucleotides. Its product is annotated as NAD(P)H-quinone oxidoreductase subunit 1, chloroplastic-like. Bases 125 to 868 code for a protein of 247 amino acids. NCBI's taxonomy places the organism in Eukaryota, Viridiplantae, Streptophyta, Magnoliopsida, Poales, Poaceae. Gene Ontology annotation, molecular function: NADH dehydrogenase activity. Gene Ontology annotation, cellular component: membrane. The record is from RefSeq and is a predicted model, not a curated record. Gene Ontology annotation, biological process: aerobic respiration. The transcript is spliced from 2 exons.